Astyanax mexicanus (Mexican tetra) is the source of this 8246-nucleotide messenger RNA. RefSeq names its product v-ski avian sarcoma viral oncogene homolog a (gene skia). NCBI's taxonomy places the organism in Eukaryota, Metazoa, Chordata, Actinopteri, Characiformes, Acestrorhamphidae. The transcript is spliced from 7 exons. Gene Ontology annotation, molecular function: SMAD binding; DNA-binding transcription factor activity, RNA polymerase II-specific; RNA polymerase II cis-regulatory region sequence-specific DNA binding. The record is from RefSeq and is a predicted model, not a curated record. The coding region runs from base 840 to 3215 and encodes 791 amino acids. Gene Ontology annotation, biological process: negative regulation of BMP signaling pathway. Gene Ontology annotation, cellular component: nucleus.
CACACACACACACACACACACACACACACACACACACACACACACUUCUCUCUGCUUUAGUGGGGCAGUGCUGAGCAGCAGGGGGAGUAAAGGCGCGUUCCCGGAAGAGCCAGACUCGCAUUCUUUGGCUGGGAUUCAGAGAGAGAGAGAGAGUGGGAGGAGUGAGUGAGUGAGCGAGACUGAAUCGCAGUGUGUCUGUGUGUGUGUGCGCGCGGCUCUGUGUCUGUGUGUGUGCGAGGGGUAAAGCAGACUGCGAGUUGCCUGCUCGUGCUUUUCGAGCGCGCGACGCUGGAGGAGGAGCAGCAGCAGCAGAAGCGCGAGCUCCGGACCGCGAGGCUUUUUUCGUCGAGCGCGUUUGUGAGCGUGUUUGUGAGUGUUUGAGUGUGUGAGAGAGUGCCCGCGGCGGCGGAGGGAGGCUAUGGGCGCACGGGACCGCGCGGCUGACGGGGGCGCGCCCGGGCUGCGCUCGGCUUGAAGCGGAGCAACUCCUCAACUCAGAAAGAAUCGGGUGCGCGUGCGUGCGCGUGAGUGACUGUGUGUGAGUGUGUUAGUUUUUUCGACACUGCCUCUAUAUGUAAGUGCGUGCAUGCGUGUAUGUGUGUGAGAGAGUGCGUGUGUAUGUGAGGGUGUGUUAAAGAGUGAAUGUGUGUGUGUGUUAGUGUGUGCACGCGUGCGCGCGCAGACUUUUUUUGGAGUUUACCACAACCCCCCUUUUUUUUGGACAGCGCGUGCGUGCGUCCGUGUGCGUGCGUGCGCGCAAGCUAAACCAAACCAAACCCAACCGAACCAGAGCGCACCCCCACCCCUCCAAUCCAAACAGGGCACGCGGAUCAUACGGGAUGGAAAGAAUGGAGAGCGGCGCGAGGCAGAUCUUCCAGCCGCACGCGCGCCUCCAGCAGACCCUACGUCAGUUUCACCUGAGCGCCAUCAACUCCCUGGGAGGUCCCGCGCGCUGGCAGCACGAGCACCACCAUCAUCAGCACCAGCAACACCCCCAGCAGCACCAGCACGCGCAAGUCUACAGAAAGGAGCUCGCGGAUUUACCGGAGAUCACAGACCGGGACGCCGCGGAGCUACUGCGCGUGCCCCGGCUGCCCGUGGCCCCCGUGGCGCCGUGCCCGCUGCUCGUACCCUCGGACCGCUCCACGGAGCGCUGCGAGACGGUGCUAGAGGGCGAGACGAUCUCGUGCUUCGUGGUGGGCGGAGAGAAGCGCCUGUGCCUCCCGCAGAUCCUCAACACGGUGCUGCGCGAGCUCUCGCUGCAGCAGAUCAACUCCGUCUGCGACCAACUGCACAUUUACUGCAGCCGCUGCACCGCCGAGCAGCUCGAGAUCCUCAAGGUGGUGGGCGUGCUGCCCUUCUCCGCGCCCUCGUGCGGACUUAUCACCAAGACGGACGCGGAGAGGCUGUGCAACGCGCUCGUGCACGGCGCCGGCUACCCCGGUAAGCUCGCGCAGGAGCAGGAGGUGGAGGCGGAGGUGCACGAGGGCAAGGCCGAGGCGGGCAUCAAGGUGUACCACGAGUGCUUCGGCAGGUGCGCGGGCGUGCUCCUCCCCGAGCUCUACACGAGCCCCUCCGCGCCCUGCAUCCGGUGCGCGCACUGCGGGCUGCUCCUGGCGCCGCGCAGGUUCGUGGCGCACGCGCACGGCACACCGGAGAACCGCACGUGCCACUGGGGCUUCGACUCCGACAACUGGCGCGCCUACGUGCUGCUUCGCGCUAGUGAGUACGCGGGGAGAAGUAAGCGGCGGCGGCAGAGGAAGGGCGAGCGCGAGGAUGCGGGAGGAGGAAGAGGAGUGGAAGCGAAGGAAGAGGAGGAGGAGGUGGAGGAGGAGGAGAGGAUGGAGGCGCUGCUAGAGGAGGUGAAGGACAGGUUCGACUACAGCAGGAGCUUCAAGAGGAGAGCGCCCAGGCAGGUCUGUGAUAUUCCGGUUAAGAAGGCGAAGCAGGAGGAUUUCCCAGCACUCUCUCCCUCAGCGGAAAAAGACUCGCAACCUGAUUGGCUGCGGUCCCUCUCUGCGUCGGCCAAUAAGGGUCUCAGCUGUAUUCAGCCCAGGCAAAGACCCUCAGCAUUUAGACCCUGGUCCCCAAACAUCUCCACCAGCGAUAAGGACACCAAACCUGCCAGUCUGCUUCGGGACAGUUUCUAUAAUUAUAAAAGUCUGGAGAGCGCCGUGGCUCCGAAUGUGGCUCUGCUGCCGGUCCAGAAGGUUCCACAGAUUCCACAGGUUCCUCCCACCGUCCCGGUCGUCUCUCCCCCGGCCGAGUCUGAUCUCCAUCCAGACGGAAUCGUAAAGUCCAGGAAGCGCCGGCUGACGGGAGAUGGUAACUGCUGUCCAUCUGCAUCUGCCUGCCGGCCCCCAGCCCCACCCCCUCCGGCGGAGGAGCGGGAGUCGGACGUGGACGUGGAGGUUCGAGACGAGUUCACGUCUUCACUGUCGUCGCUCUCGUCUCCCUCGUUCACCUCCUCCUCCAGCUCCGCUAAAGACCUGAGCUCCCCCAGCACCGGAGCCCCGCCCCCACCCGCCUCCACAGCGGCCGCCGCUUCAGCACCGCCCAUCACCGGAGCGGUGCCGGGUCCCGCGGUGCCGGUGGCAGACGGUCCGGUGGCUCUGGACUCGGAGCUGGACACGCUGAGGCAGGCACUGGAGAACGGACUGGACUCUAAAGAGGCGAAGGAGAAGUUUCUGCACGAGAUCGUAAAGAUGAGGGUGAAGCAGGAGGAGAAGCUCGCCUCGGCUCUACAGGCCAAACGCAGCCUGCAGCAGGAGCUGGAGUUCCUGCGUGUGGCGAAGAAGGAGAAGCUGCGGGAGGCGACGGAGGCGAAGCGGAGUCUGCGUAAGGAGAUCGAGCGGCUGCGGGCGGAGGGCGAGCGGCGGAUGCGGGAGGCGAAUGAGGCGCGGGCGAGGCUGAAGCGGGAGCUGGAACAAACUCGCCAACUCAGAGUGUGUGACAAGGGCUGCGAGGCGGGGCGACUACGUGCUAAAUACUCCGCACAGAUCGAGGACCUCCAGAUGAAGCUCCAGCACGCGGAGGCGGACCGCGAGCAACUCCGGUCCGACCUGCAGCAGGAGCGGGAGGCGCGGGAGCACCUGGAGCGGGUGGUGAAGGAGCUGCAGGAACAACUGUGGCCCAAAAACAAGGAGAGCUCGCAUUCACACACUUCAGCGUCCACGACGACUCCCACAACGUCCAGCAAGGACUGCAGCAACUGACACACUCCGUCUGCACGCCAGCACUGCCCGGAACAACAGCUGAUCACGGAACAACAUCCGAUUAUGGAACACGAACAUUGAAAAUGUCUCUUUGGAGUGAGUUCUGUUAUAACGACAAAAAUAAAAAACAUAGCACUGAGUUCCGCCUCCUCCUGUUUAGAAAAGAAAGAACCUACAGCACAAACCUGUUCCUGCACCUGAAGACCAGGGACCUGGAACCUUCUGAGGACCUUUAUAAUUAACAGAAAUUUAAAAAUGGCUUCUUUAAAUUAAAAAAAAGAGAAAAAGAAAACGAAAAACGUGGAGUUCUGUUCUGGAGGAGCGUUGGAGCGUGCUGUCCAGUGGGCGCUGGUCAGUUCUGCAGUGUGUGGUUCUGAAUUUGGGCUUUUUUUACGCUCUUUUGGUCCUCAGUUUUGUUUCUUCACGUUUGUAAUAAGCUAUUUAAGACUUUCAGACAGACAGACAGACGUUCUUCAGUGUGCCGUCAGACAAGCCUCAAACGUUCCCUUUUAUAACCUGGAACAGGAACAGCAGCGAAUGGAUCUGUUCCCUCGUCUCGCUUCAGACUUCAUAAAUAAAGUUUAAAAAAAAGCCACUCGAGGAGCUUUACACAUGCACACACACACACACCCACACAAACACACACACACACAGCAGCUAUAUUCCAAAGCCUAAUCUGCAGCCAAGGUGGACUGUGGACUUUUUCUGUGGUACGUCAUAGAAAGCUGUUCCAAACAAAAGGAACCUUCGUACACAGAAGAAAAAAUACAGCCAAUAUUCAUGCACUAAAAUAAGCAAAUAAGUAAAAUUAGAACAAUGACUUUUUCUUUAAAAAGCAUGAAAAAAACACAUUUCAACUUUUUAAUACAUGCAAUAUUUUUAAAAAGUGGCAACAUUAAUUAAAACAAAAUUAAUUUCUGCCAAAAUUCUUCCCACAAUCAUCAAUAGUCUUUAAAGGACAGUCCUACUAAGGCCCCACCCCCUAACCUCAGCUGCAGCCUAGGCUUUGGAACGCAGCUACUUUCACUGUCAGGUGGUGUUCGGUUCAAAACCCAAUAAGUGUAUCUUAAAAAGAUGUGCUUAGCGACGAGGUGUGUGUGUGUGUGUGUGUGUGUGUGUGUUUGUGUUUGCAGUUUCGCUUCACUGUGCUUUUCUAUGGCGGGGGCGGUUCACAGAACCGAGUGGGUUCUUUUUUAGGGCUGGUGAAGUUUUCAAAACUCAAAAAAAAAAAUGAUUUCUAAGUAAAUUAUGUGUAAAUAUGAAUGUUUUUAUUUCUUUUUCUUCUUCUGUUUUUUUACUUUACCACAAAACAGAUCAAAGCAGCUUACAUUUGGUGUAAAUGAAUUAUAUUGAUUAUUAUUACAGUGUUAUAAGAGUGUUAUAACUGAGUCCUAGACCAUUUUAUUGGUUGUAAAUCAUUUUAUCUUUCUCACAUUUUUUUUUUUACAUUUAAUUGGUAGAAUCGAGCAGAAUUUAAGCUAAAUUAAACACUUUAAGUGGGUAAAUGACUUACAACUGGUAAUAAUGUCUAAAAAUAUAUAUACUUUAAGUCCAAAUGUAUGUGGACACACUAAUGAAUGCUACAUUGCUGAUAUUGGACAGUAAAGUCAGUUACCCUAACGAAAGCAGGAUUGUAUUUACACUAAUACAAUCAAUAAGAAGGUGUCCCGGUACUUUUAUAUAUCCAGUUAUAGAACUCUUAAAACCGUCUCUAAAUAAUCACUGUAAGUCAUUUAUUCUAAAUCUGAGAUGAUUGGUCAUUUUGUGGUGUGAAUCGUCGCACUUUUUUUGUAACAGAAAAUGGCUCCGCCUCCUUUUUAUGGCUCCGCCUCAUGUUGGCUAUUUCCGAUUUUGAUAUCCACCUGCGCAGAACCGGCAUUAGCAUUUCGUUCGUUAAUAUGCAGCUCCAGUAAAUGCAGUGUAAUCACGUUUACGCCUCAAUAUUGUAAAUACAUGUACGCUGAUAGAGGUUCCGUACUCUCGCUUGCUGAAUUGCGUGCGUCUCUGUGGGCGGGGCUAGUCGUCCCAUCGCGUCCGUUUCCUUACCGCUGUCGCCGUCAUUCCAUCUCAGAUCAACAUUCAACACUCGUUCUUAACAUUCUUUACUGCAUCUUUUUAAAAGAGGUUCUAGAGUUCUUAAAUAAAAGUGCAUCUGGUUAAAUCUGGUUCUUUGAAUACACUGCAUACUCUGAAAAAAAAGUGCUGAAAGGGUUCUAUAUAGUACUGAAAAAAGUGGAGCCCCUUUAGUGCUGCAACUAGCUAUAUUUGUAAAGGUUCUAUAAAGGACCUAUAAAUCUAUAAAGAGUUUUAUAAUACCAAAUAACGUAAAGAAAUUAGAAUUUUGGUUCUAUAUAGUACUCUAUAGUAUAUAAUAAAGAUUGUAUUACAUCAGUACCUGAUUUUAUACAUCAGUUGAAAAAGGAUAAAGAGUUAUUAGUGCUGAAAUUUCUUUCUGUUGUUGGAGAAUCAAGUCUGUUGGCGUUUUCAGGACUACAAGUUCAGUACUCUAAAAAGAGCUUUUUCAGGACUGUAUAGAGCCCUGUUACAGGACUCUAUAAAAAAACAAUUCAGUACUGUCUAGAGCCCAGUUUUUCACAGUACUAUACAGUAUUAUAUGUGUACCUUUUCAGUACAAAAUAGAACCCAUUUUCAGUACUGUAUAGAGCAACAUUUCAGUACUUUCAGUACUUUACUUACCAUCUCCGGUACUACCUAAAACCUUUUUUCAGUACUAUGAAUAACUCAUUUUCAGUGCUGUAUCAAACACUUCACAAGAACUUUACACAGAAAACAUCUUCCAGUACUGCAUUUAUAUCAUCAGAGUUUCAGUACUGUACUGAGCCUCUUUAAGCACUAGAAAGAAACACUUUUCCAAAUGUCAAUACACAGAAACUUUAUCCAGUAUGGUUAGGUCCAUUUUAAGCACUGUAAAGAACCAAUACAGAACCUUUUGUUACUACACAGAACCAUUUUUCAGUACUGAAAAGAGCCCGGUUUCAGCACUACACAGAAGCCGUUUUAGUACUCUCCAGAUCCUGACACUUUCCGUACUUUAUACUAGAUAUCUUUUUCAGUACUGUGUAGAACGCUUUUUGCAUGAUAUGUUUGUAUCAGAAGAUUUUCACUUGCUUUAAUGGUUUUAAUGAUUAAACACAGUUUAAGGUUUACCAAACACACACACACACACACACACACACACAGCACUCUUAGGCUCAGAAUCAGUGAACUCAGUGCACACAGUAAUGCUGGUCAGCCGUAAGUGCCUGGUGGAAGUGGGCGCUUGCUUUCCAGAACCCGAACCCAAGCCAGUAGAUGCGCGAGUGCAGGAGUGCAGGAGUGCUGGAGUGCGCGAGAGCGCGCUUUUUAAGCUGACUUCGCCCUGAGUCCGGUUGCACUCUCGCUUUCGCUAGAUUUGACUCGACCGUCUUCGCUUGAGCUGUUUUGGAGAAUUUUGUCAGUAUUGCUUUAAUGUAUUCUUCUUUUUCUUAUAAAUAGACAAAUAAAUACGAUAUUAGUAAUAACUCCGCCCACCGCCGCUCAGAACCAGGUCUGGAUCUGGAGCUGGAGAGCUUUGUAGUCGUCUGUAGUCAGAUCUUCUUACUCAGAUAUAAAAUGCAAUGCAAAUAUUUUUUUGCCUAUUUGUUUUUUUUUUAGGAAAAAAGUUAAAAAGUAUAAUUAUUUAAACAAUUAAAAAAUUUGGAACAGACAUUGUGUGCUGAAAGGUUUGUGGACACCCUUCUCUGGAAGGAUGGCGCUCCAUUCAGUGCUAACUAAUUAAUGCGCUUAAUGCAAUCAAAUCCUCACAGCAAUCUGGCGUGUCCCAAUACUUUUGGCCGGAAUGUUUAUUAGAAAGGUUAGGGUUGGCUUUCAGAGACGAUAAAUGCCUAGUUUUCAGAUCUUUAAACAAUAAUAAUAAUUAUUAAUAAAAAUAAAAAUAAUAAUAAAAAUCCCAGUGUUUAUAGCGGAAUGAAAGCGAGCGAUAAUUUUUACUUUGGGUUGUUUUGUAGUUGUUUUUUCACUCUGGUUGAUAUACGUGUGUGUACGUUUACUUUGUUGUUUUUUUUUAUAUAUAUACAUAUAUAUAUAUAAAAUGAAAAGGGAGAGUUUUCGCCCGCAGUUUUUUUGGUGCUCCCGAGCGAUGCUGAACAUUUAGAGAAAUCGUUUAUUCCUAAAAGAGCCAUUCUUUUACUAAUCCGAGAGAAUUUAACAGCAAUAACAGAGCGUAGUUAAUCAGAAGUGUAAUAAAGAGUUAAACACAAACGAACAUCAUCACCAGUGUAAAUACGUCUGUUUUUAUUUUACAGUAUUGUAUUAUAAUUGUAUAUUGCGUUUUUUUUUUCUUUUUUUUCUUUUUUUCAUUUCUUUAUCAGACGAAAUAUCCGCUAGAUAUCUUGUUUUACGUCGACCUAUCAGAGCAACUUCUUCUACCUUUCGUUGCUGUUUACUGUUUUGUUUUGCUGUUUUUGUUUAUUUUCCAGUUGAACCUGUAUUAUUAUUAUUAUUAUUAUUAUUAUUAUAAAUGCCGUUUUAUUAUUUUAGUCACACUCGUCAGUGUUGUGUUACAGAAUUAUCCGAGUUAUUUUGGAUCCGGUUGAAUCCGGACGUGUUUUUAUCCCCGUGUUUCACGUUCCGGUUCAGUUUCUUCAUUUUUAGCCCUUCACUGCUGCUAUAACGAUAUAUUUACGAUAACUUUACGACUUUACAGCACACCUAUUUUUAUGUAAGAGGUAAAAGUAUGCUUUCCUGUUUAUUAUAAUUAGCGCCGCAGAUACAGAAUGACAAAAAAGCAUCCUGCCCUAUUUAUCCUGCACCUCUCUCUCUCUCUUUCUCUUUCUCUCUUUCUCUCUCUCUCUCUAUCCCUCUCUUUCUCUCUCUCUCUCUCUCUCUCUCUCUCGCUCUGCGUAUAGACUGUAAGAUAAAGGACUUUAUGAGAUUGCGUUUGAAAAUAGCUCUGCUUAUUAUAUACCGCAGUGACCGAAUGUACAGUGUAUAGAUGCAUAAUCAGAUCAAAUAAAGUUGUUUGUCCAAAUA